Cuscuta europaea is the source of this 1086-nucleotide messenger RNA. Lineage: Eukaryota; Viridiplantae; Streptophyta; Magnoliopsida; Solanales; Convolvulaceae. The record is from the annotation of a GenBank genome assembly.
CUAAAGUAAGUGACAUGUCAAAAUAAACCCACCGUACCUAGCUCUAUUCAUUCUUCGUAGAAACCCAUAAGCAUAGAACCCUAAAUACACUGAUGUCGAUCGAUUCAAUUCGCUUCUCUGCUAAAUACCAUCGUCGCUGCUGAAGGCUGCGAAGAACACCACUGACAACUCUCGAUCGUCAGGUAGCUUGGGAAGAACAUCAUCACAAUUAUUGGGUGUUGGUAGCCUUUGAUGUUGUGGGAUGGACAAUGUGCUAUUUGGACUUAAUUGGAGAGAAUCCAUCAGAAGAUUGUCACUAAUUGUGAACCAGGGAGUGAAAAUUCAUCAUGCAUCGGUUUCAAAGAAGAGGUUAUCUCUAAAUUGGGUUAUAGUCAUGUGCCCUAAGCAAACCAGUGCUAUGGAAUGUGGAUACUUCUUGAUGAAGUACAUGAGUGACAUUGUUUGUGAUGUUAACGUCCUGAAAAAGAAUUUCUCAACAAUAAAGGACAACUCUGAACAAGACAUUUUGCAAGUGUGUGAGGAGUGGGCAGCAUAUGCAACAAAAUUGUACCUAAAGUAAGAAUUUUAUUUCCAUUUUGGUUUGUUAUUGUUGUUGCCUCAGCUGAUUAUGAACUCGGUAUCGAGCGAGGAUGCCCAAGUGUGUUCUUUAUCGAGCGAGAAGCUGAAUUAAUUUCUUAUUGUGUGUAAUGAACUUAUUUUGUUCAUUGUGUUAACAUGUUAAAGAAGCUGGAUUAAUUCCUUAUACUUGUACUUCUUGUUUACAAAUGCGGUUGAUUGAAUGAUGGUCUAGUGAAGGCCGGUUCUUGUACUUUUGGAGUGAAGGAAAAUCCAAGGAACACUUUGGAGUGAAAUUCAUUGAGAACUUUAUGUUGGGUAUACUUUUGUAGGUUCAUAUUUUGUGGAAUGUAAAACUAUUAUGCAAUGUCCCGGUUAAUUGUGGUGUCAUUUUUGCUUGAAACUGAAAACAUGCGCCCAUGUUGUUGUGGCCGGAAGUUGUAACCUAACAUGAAGAAUUAACAAUGAUGACUUAAACGCUAUUAUUAAAUUGUAAUUUUUAUUAGAUGAGAUGUAUUUAAAGUUGGUUAG